AGCACUAAAGCCAGAGAGAACAGCAUCGCCACUGAUGCUAGAAAACGUGAAUUGCGUACUAACUUGGAGCGCUAGAGAUUUGGAUAUCACAUCGUCGUGAAAUAAGAAAACUAACUGCGUCGAAGCUGCUCACUCCCUCGUACAUCGUAAGAGCAGGCACGGCAAAUGAAAACUCGUUCAUUUUUGGGGACGUCGAGCCAAUCGUAUCGUGCAUAGGAAGAGGUAUUCAGCCCAGAGCAAAAAUUCUGCAAAAAUACCUCCGUUCAUUUUUUUCAUUUGGGUACCAUCCAUCCCGCACCAGAUUCGCAAAAACCACUCGUCCACUUGUCGUGUUUGGCACACCAACGCUACCUUCUUCUCCCAAAUCACCAACCUGUAGUUUUUUUUAACUUAUUUUUUGAGAAUAAAGCUUCACCUGGGUAGUGAAAAGAAUACGAUAGAAAAAAGACCAUGCCGGAAGACGCACCGACAGUAACCUUCGCCGAGGGCGAGGCAGAGGAGGAGGAAGUGGCGCCGGCUGACGUGCGACCCAAGUUUAUCCCAAGAGGCUACGAGAAACUCAACAAGCACAUCUACAGUACUUGAUAUUUUACACAUUUUAAUAGACGUAUGUCGGUCUCCUCGUCCGUGUGCGGCAACGAGCGAUAAGUAAGAGCGUCAUGCGCGAGCGUGCUUGUACGUGCAUGACCAUGAGCAUGUUGUACUUGAGAUGAAUCAUGAAAAAAACGUUUCGACCGUUGUACUUCAGUUCCAGCAACGUUAUUCCAUCGUUGUUCUGCAGUUCUAUAGAUGAUUCAGCGAAGAUAGAUAGCGAUCUCAACGCAUUCCAUACAACAGGAAACAUUUUCUACUCGACCUCAACGGCGGACAGCUUUCGGGAUCCUAUCAUCUUCUCCAGCGAAACGCCGGAACUGCACCGAGACUGCCGGGGAACAAAUGUGCAGGGGAUCCACGACAUCAACCGAAGUGGGAAGUUCAAGCCCUCCCGCGCACCGCUCUACCAGCGAUCGAUGUGCGCCUACACCCAGCAGUAAGUUACUUAUUUUCCCAACCCCAUCAGUCAAUAGAAGAUUUCAGAACAAGUUCUUCUGUUUGCAAAAGAUUUUCUAUACCUGCUUCGCUUCCGUUGAUGGAGACCUCACUGACAUAAUCAUGCACACGUAUCACAGGAAAAAUUGAAAAAGAAAUAGCGGAGCCGACAUGGCAGAUAAUUAUAAUUGCGAAUGAGAAUGAAUUGCACCACGCUGUACUAAACAAGGUUUGUCCCGCGGCCAUUGGACGGCGUGCAGAUAAAUAAGGAGUGUUACGACCUGUUUAAGGAAAAAUGCGAGACACCCUCCACUUCAAGCGGCGGCAAGGGCGCACAGUUUCACGGUGAAACCACAACGGCUUUCUCGUACCCGAAAUACUCACGAUCACAAAGCGAGAAAGCCAUCGCGCCAAAUUUCAAACCACAGCAGGUGAGUCAUCUCCGAUGGUGAUUCUUUUGCAUGCAGGAUAGAGGACGUCGUCGUCCUGCUGGAUGUGCGGUAGGGAAAUUGAAUGAAGAUCCGGUUGGUUUGUUCUGAUGCGUGUUGAUUUGGAAACUAAAGUAGUUGUAGUAAAGUACUAUGCAUCAAUAAAUCAGAAUCACGACAAAACAGGCCAAGCACGUGUCCGAUGAGAACAAGCUUAUGGUCACGCAGUCCUUCCAGCACAAGGAAUACCCAUGCCCGUCUCCUCAAGCGACGAAGAACGCCAGACCAGCUGCUUUUAAACCUGCGUAUUUUUUUAGAUAGCUGUUUUUAUUUAACGAGAGGACACCUUGAAGUUGACCUCUACGGUUUUUCCAUGGAGCAGGGUUCUUUUUCAAGAUCAAGCAUGCCAGUGGACUUGUAUGAAUAUACCAUUCCAGCAGAAGAUGAAAAGCAGUACUCAGCGUAGUUGGAAUGGGCGGAUGGAUAAUCAUCGGUCACGUUGUUCGCCACACAGGUACAAGACGCACAAGGCAGUGGGCACGAUGUCGGCGAAGUCCAGUUACAACCGGGAAUACCACGCGGACAAAUACAACAGCGUGUGGCCGGUGAGAUUCGCCAGACAAAACGCGCCGCCACCACCGGCCAGCGGCUACACCGGUACUAGUGCUUGCUUAUUUCUUGUUCUUGAAAAUAUGACGAAGACGAGUACUAAACUACUCGUAACGAUUGGGAAUCGUGAACCCAACUGAGUAGAGAACCAGUUGCAGUGUCGAAAAUGUGCAUAUGUGAAAGCCAACGUCGGCGUGCCAUUAGUUCGAAAUGACGGACUUUUCAGGUAAACAACGGCUGGAUCCGGAGAGCCCGCGCAAACUGAAGGAGGAGGACUUUCACAUCGGAGAUGUGGUGGUUUAUGGGCCGUGCUAAACGAAGCUCGGUAUCGAUUGAAGAUGGUAUGCUUCAACCAUGCCAGCUUCUAUUCAGGUUUAAUUCAGUAAUACACUCUAGCAAAAAAUCAGACACAGUGCGAUACAACAUUGUUGUAUCAGCAAAUCAGACACCGUUAUCAUCUUUCGAACAGCCAGAACAGCUUACAUUUGGUAUCAGACUCGAUUUGUUGAGAUUGCAAUUUUAUCAGACAACCAACUAAAAUUGUGUGGAAUAGCAUAAAAUUAUAUCGGUACAGACUGUUUGUAAAAAUUAUCAUCCUCCAGGUAUCGAAAAUUUCAAUUUGAAAAUUAUUCCGAGGAAAGCAGAUCUUUGUUUUUAGAACUCAGCAGCAACUAGAUUUUUGAUUUUCGUGGCACCAGGUCGUGGCGCUUGCAAACCGAUUUCAUUCAGACUAUAGCAGGCUGCUAGGCAUGUUGACUUUCACUAUUCUUGAUCUAUCAAAAUUACCUGUAUGUUAUGUAUUAGGAUCAUCACAUGAUGUGAUACGGACUCACGAGUGUUUCGAAAAAACUCUGCUAAUAGCCGCCCAGGAGAGGACUUUUUGGACGAUAGACGAUUGUAACAAUGUUUAGGCGAUGAUGGAACAAGUAGAACGGGAAUCGACAUUCUAUUCCAAAAUUUCUAUGUGUCUCGGACCGGGCAAAUUUUGGGCACUGUGGGGCUAUGGUGCGGAGGCAAUAGAUUUUUGAAAUUUUUCACGAGAAUACAUUACAAGCUUCUAUUUUGCCUCGCGGUAAAGACAAUUCGAUUGUGACCAAAACGCACCAGAAGAGUAUUUGUGACGCCGAGUCAAACGCACGGGAACACAGAUGAUUUGUGCAAGCUUUGCUGCGUCGCUUGUCCUUCCGAAGGCACGCAGCACUUCCAACAUGCGGCCCCGCUGUUCAAGUUUUCAGAAAAGAAAUUCCAUUCUAGGAGGUUCGGUUUAGUUUUUUCGACAAAACAAAAUCAAACUUUUUUUUCGCUGUUUUUUGUCGACCAGCAUCGGGUGACCUCGUUUC
Messenger RNA from Amoebophrya sp. A120, 3406 nucleotides. The record is from the annotation of a GenBank genome assembly. NCBI's taxonomy places the organism in Eukaryota, Dinophyceae, Syndiniales, Amoebophryaceae.